ACUGUGAACAAGAAAAGCUUUGGAGCAAGCAAUCGAAAGCUCUCAGUAGCGCCGCGUGCGCGUCCCAUGGCCUGAGCCACCGAGCGGCGAGCCCGCGCCGCCGCCCGCCGAUGCCCACGUCCCCGCCGCCCUCUCCCAACGCUGCAUCCCUCACUCCAAGGGCCGCCGCGGGGCUCCUCGCCCGCUGCACCUCCCGCGCCGCCGCGGCAGCGCUCCACGCGCGCCUCCUCCGCUGCUCCCGCGCCUUCUUCCGCUCCCCGUACCUCGCCAACUGCCUCGGCGCCGCCUACUCCCGCCUCGGCGCCGCCCCGUCCGCUAUCGCGCUCCUGCGCGCCAUCGCCAGGCCCAACGUGUUCACCAGCAACAUCCUCCUGUCUGGGAACCUCGGAUCCGGCCUCCUGGAGGACGCGCGAAGGCUGUUCGACGGGAUGCCCCAGAGGGACGCGGUCACCUACAACGCCAUGCUCUCCGGCUACGUCGGAGCCGCUCUUCCGAACGAGGCGUUACGCCUCUUCUGCUCCAUGAGGGAGCAUGGCGUCAGGCCAACGGGCUUCACCUUCUCCAUAGUCUCGUCGGCAGUUGCCUCUGCCCACCACAGCCAGCAGCUUCACGCCGCCGCCGUCCGACACGGCCUGGCACACCUUGAUGCCGUAGUCAGCAAUGCACUCAUUGAUAUGUAUCGCCGCAUUGGCCUCUUUCAGUAUGCAGCACACGUCUUCUCAUGCAUGGAAGAACCAGAUGUCACCUCCUGGAACUCUGUCAUGUCAGCUUACAAGGACCAGGCUCUCAGUGGUACUGUCUUUGACUGUUUCCGGUCCAUGAGGAGCAAAGGCUUCUCUGUCGAUGGCUUCAGUGUGUCCACUGUGCUCAGUACCUGCUCAGAUGUCAAGGAUUUCGCCAAAGGUGACCAGAUGUUGGCCCUUUGUGUUAAAAUGAGCUUCCUUACAAACUCCAUUGUUUGUAGUGCUGUUAUUGACUUCCUCUGCCUGUCUGACAGACUGUCUGAUGCUGUUCAACUUUUCAGAGGAAUGCCAACAUGGGACUCAGAACUUUGCAAUGCACUGAUAUCAGGCUAUGCAAAGGGCGGCCUAAUGGAGGAAGCCCUCAGCCUCUUUGCAGCAUCUAUACGAAAUGGUGUUGUUCCAACCGAGUUCACAUUUGCGAGUGUGCUGGGAUGGAGUUCAUGCUUUGGUUUAAUGGAGCAGGGUACUCAAAUCCAUUGCCUCGUUUGUAAGCUUGGGUUUCAGGAUGAUGUAAUUGUCUCCACGGCCCUUACAGACAUGUACUGUAAAUUGGGGUUAACAAGGCAUGCCAGGAAAAUUUUCAGGGCAGUUGUUGCCAAGGAUCUGGUAUUAUGGAAUACAAUGCUGCGUGGUCUAUUGCAAAAUGGAAGAGGUAAGGAAGCCCUUGGAAUAUUUAGAAGGAUGCUCAAGUGUGGUAUCCAACCUGAUAGAAUCACUCUUUUUGGAGCUUUGUCUGCAUGUAGUUUGGAAGGUUUGGUAGCUGAAGCACUGGAUAUACUUACCCUGUUUAAAGAUACGUACUGUAUUAUGCCUAGCCUGGAGCACUAUGCUUGUGUGGUCGAUGUGUUAUGCCGUGCAGGAAUGUUGAGAGAGGCAGUGAAUUUUGUAGAGAACAAGCUGCUGGAGUUUGCUGCUGCUACAUUCUCUAAUAUUCUUGAGGCCUGCAUAAUCCAAGGGAACACUGGCAUGGCAGAGCUAGUUGCUGAAAAGAUGGUGAUGCGAAAAUCCCGAUCGUCACUGCCAUAUAUUGUUUUAGCUCACAUAUAUGGUGCAAGAUGUAAGUGGGAAAAAAUGGCUGGAGUAUGGAGGUCAAUGGAAAAUCAAAGAGCAAAGAAGGCUCAGUCAUGCAGCUGGCUAUGUAUCAAGAAUCAUAUUUAUGUGUUUAAAUCGGAACAGAUAUUGCACCAUGGAAAAGGAGCUACUUAUGAGGUGUUGGACCUUCUAUUUUGGGACAUGAUGGAUCAGCCCAAGAAGAGUGAAGGAUUAGAUUGUCUCCAGCUGUUCCCGGACUAUCCUUAAUGCGCUUCCUAACAAGUUACCUUGCCUUGACAAUACAGAAGUUUUGGAGUGUCAAAGACUAUGAACACUCAAAAAAGGUGUAGCAGUUACUAGAAUCCUUUUGCAAUAUUGUACCUUACUUCUUUUCCAAUCAUUUUUUAUUGGAAUUGUUAUUUACAGGUUGCAGUAAACGUUUCCAAGACCUGGUUAGACUAUUGAAACCUGGCAAUUUCUUUGUGUGAAUGUAGCUACUGCAAGGUUACAGAAGAUAUUGAGAUAUAUGACAGAUGUUUGGUGGGUGCUGGUCAUUCCCUGCACAUGCUGUGCUGUCAAAUGACAUCACUUGAUCACGCUAUGUGAUGGUGUCUCUGUCUUUGUUUCUUGCACUGGUAGGUGUUGCGUGCUUUGGUACUACCAGUGCAAGUUCUGAUGAUCAAGAGCCUGCUCAAGGACCCAAUAGUGUGCCCACAAACUGGAAAUCGGACUCCAUCGACCCCUGUGCCUAGUCUUUGGUCUCUUGCUCACCAGAGAUUCUUGUCACUGACUCACUGCACUGGAAACUCCACGCAAGAACCUUUCCGAUCUGCUCUCCCCAAGCAUAGGGAACUUGAUCAAUCUUGAGACACUUCCGCUGCAGAACAACAAGAUAACUGGGCAUAUCCUGACAGAGAUAGGCCAGGUAGCAAAGCUCAGUACACUUGAUCCUUCUAGUACUUGGACAUGUUGUACAAUAGCUUGAGUGAUCCUAUACCGAUAACUUUUGCUAGAACAUUCAACAUAGUCGGGAGUCCUCUCAUCUGUGCUGAGGAACAAGGUUGUACUAGGGCUGUGGCGACACUGAUAUCCUAUCCCUAUAUCACCUGUCAACAGUAGAAGCCACAAGUUUGGAGUUUGCUUACCUUAUCAAGGUGCAGAUAACCAGAUGUAACUCUGACCGGCCUCAAUGUUUUCUUCUUUAUUACUGAUGGAUUGUAAUUCUUUCCUAUUUCAAUGUGUUGGUAUGGAUUUCUGGCCACUUCAGACCAUCACGUAGAGAAGGCUAGGUUUCAGUAGUCCAAGAUGCUUGAGGCUGUGACUAGUACAGCACAUUCGAAGCGAUCGCAUCCUUGAUAACGAUGGCGGAAUAGAAUUUAUCGCAAGAAAUCAAGAACAUUCUGUUUCCUCUACUGUCUACUCCUAUGAUAAAGACAGUUGCUUUGUACGCUACAUAUUCUCACAUUUAUCUGCACGUAUUAUGCCUAAAAGAAGAGUGUUGACUGUUGACUCAGAAUUGCAAAAUGCAAACUGAUAAGCCGCCGAGCAUAGAUCCUUGCUUUUUCUUUCUUUAGACGAUGGUUUGACAUGACGAAUGCAUAGGAUUCCUAUCCAGGGUCUCGUUGGGUUAAUUCCGGAUGGAGGGGGUCGGAGAGGAGUAAUGUCCCAAUUCCCUUGUAGUGAAAUCAAUCCUGUAUGAUUACUUUCACA
Messenger RNA from Panicum hallii, 3485 nucleotides. RefSeq names its product pentatricopeptide repeat-containing protein At1g43980, mitochondrial. The transcript is spliced from 8 exons. The coding region runs from base 111 to 2042 and encodes 643 amino acids. The record is from RefSeq and is a predicted model, not a curated record. Gene Ontology annotation, biological process: RNA modification. NCBI's taxonomy places the organism in Eukaryota, Viridiplantae, Streptophyta, Magnoliopsida, Poales, Poaceae. Gene Ontology annotation, molecular function: RNA binding; protein binding.